Messenger RNA from Vicia villosa (hairy vetch), 750 nucleotides. RefSeq lists its product as uncharacterized. Gene Ontology annotation, molecular function: protein binding. Bases 1 to 702 code for a protein of 233 amino acids. Lineage: Eukaryota; Viridiplantae; Streptophyta; Magnoliopsida; Fabales; Fabaceae. The record is from RefSeq and is a predicted model, not a curated record. The transcript is spliced from 2 exons.
AUGGGUAAUUUCAUUGUAGCUCGGACAGAAUGGUUUUUGCCUUGCACCGAUGUUGUUAUUGGAGAGGCUUUAGAAUCUAAGAACAAGUUCAAUGCAAUUAAUAAUGAGUGGGGUUACACUUCUUUCAUGCCAUUGGUUGAGCUUCAUGAUCUUAAAAAAGGGUAUAUCGUGAAGGAUACUUGUAUUGUUGGUGUUGAAGUUUUUGUUUGUAAUUCAACACAUGAGAAACAACUAAGUCAAGCAAGUAACUUCAUAUUUCAAAGUCAGACUGGCUACGUGGAAGUGGAAGACUCGGUUUCAAAUAUAGAAACUCUUGAACCAACUAAACAUCCUGAUGCUGAGUUAAUGUUUGCUACAAUUGGGCGAAUUCUUUAUUUCCUUAAGACUAAAAAAGUAAAAGACAUGAAUGAACAAGCUUGUGAGGAACUUCAAGAUUUAUGGGAUAAACUUGCAAAGUUUAAAUUUGAUUUUACUUGGCUAGAGCCUCAUGUUCAAUCUGCCUUAGGAAUGAAGAGUUUUGUGGAGAAAGCUGAACCAGUUGAAAAGUUGAAGGAGAAUAUAAUAAUUCUAGAGCUGGAAACUGCUAGGCUAAAGGAAAAAUUGGUUUCUGCUGAGUUAAAUCUUGACGUAGAAAGAGAUUUGUUGAAAGCAAAAGGUGUCAAAGAAAUAGAAUUAGAUUCUGAAUUGGGAUGUGGAAGUUAAAUCUCGACAUAGAUCUUCCUAUAGCUUAAUUUUGUUUGAUUUCAAUGU